Cercocebus atys (sooty mangabey) is the source of this 2873-nucleotide messenger RNA. RefSeq names its product tetratricopeptide repeat domain 24 (gene TTC24). The coding region runs from base 39 to 1961 and encodes 640 amino acids. Gene Ontology annotation, molecular function: protein binding. The record is from RefSeq and is a predicted model, not a curated record. The transcript is spliced from 12 exons. NCBI's taxonomy places the organism in Eukaryota, Metazoa, Chordata, Mammalia, Primates, Cercopithecidae.
UCCAGAGAGACAGCUGCGGAGAAGACCCAAGGAGCUCUAUGUCUUCCCCCAACCCUGAGGAUGUGCCCCAGAGGCCAGAGCCUGAGCCUUCAAGCUCCAAUAAGACAAAGAAGAAAAGAAAGUGGCUGUGGCAAGAAGCCAGCAUCCAAGCCCUCACCAGGGCUGGCCACGGAGCCCUUCAGGCUGGCCGGAACCAUGAAGCCUUGAACAACUUCCAGAGGGCCUUCCUUCUGGCCUCCAAGACCCCACAAACCGGGGACACCCUGGUGCUCCGGGCCUGUGCCUUCAACCUGGGGGCUGCCUAUGUGGAGACUGGGGACCCAGCCAGAGGCCUUGAGCUGCUCCUGCGAGCCCACCCUGAAGAGAAGGCACAGGGCAGGCGUCAUGGAGACCAGUGUUUCAAUGUGGCUUUGGCCUACCAUGCCCUUGGCGAGCUGCCUCAAGCUUUGGCCUGGUACCACAGGGCCCUGGGCCACUACCAGCCACAGGGUGACCAGGGAGGAGCCUGGGCAAAAAUGGGAGCCUGCUACCAGGCUCUGGGACAGCCUGAGCUAGCAGCCCACUGCCUGCAGGAAGCAAGCCGGGCCUAUGUCCAAGAGAGGCAGCUGCAGGCCGCAGCCCUGGCACUGGGGGCUGCGGCAGGAUGUAUGCUGAAGAGUGGGCGGCAUCGGGUAGGGGAAGUUGUACAGGUGCUGGAGAAAAGCCGGAGGCUUGCCAAGAGGAGCACUGAGAGGGGACUGCUGGGGCACCUCUAUAAUGAUCUAGGCCUGGGCUACUGCCAGCUCCGGCUGUUUCCGCUGGCUGUGGAGGCCUUCCUGCAGGCCCUUCCUCUGUGCUGGGUGCCAGGAGAGCAGGCCACAGUGCUAAGAAACCUCGGGAUGGCCCACAACGCUCUUGGCAACUAUCAGGAAGCUCAGGAGUUUCACCAGAAGGCUGCUGACCUGCACGGCUCUGUGGGGCAGCGGUGGGAGCAGGGCCGGAGCUUUGGCAGCCUGGCCUUUGCAUUGAGCCAGCUGGGGGACCACAAGGCUGCCAGAGACAACUACCUGCAUGCCUUGCAGGCUGCCCGCGACUCUGGGGACAUGAAGGGACAGUGGCAGGCCUGUGAGGGUCUGGGGGCUGCUGCAGCCAGGCUGGGGCAGUAUGACCAGGCCUUGAAGUACUAUAAGGAAGCACUGGCCCAGUGUCAGAAGGAGCCACAUUCUGUGCGAGAACGGCUGGUGGCCAAGCUGGCAGACACCGUGAGGACGCACUUGGCCCAGGUGGGGCUGGUCACACCCUGUCCCUCUACUCCCCUUCGUUCCCAGACCUCGGCUCCGGGAAGACUCCAGGCUCCAGGUGGGGCCAGCCAGGUGGAGGGGACCCCAGCAAAGGCAGGAAGCAGUGCAGCAGGUGCCCAGCACAGAUCUUCCAGUGGGUGGGAAGAUGAAGAGUUUGAGGAGGGCCACCAGGAGAAAAAAGAGGAGAGGUCGGCAAACGUUCCCAUGAGGGCUGGGCCGGGGAGACUGGAGCUGUGUUUCCUUCCAGGCACAGUGAAUCAUUCCCACCAUCUAGCUUCUAGUUGCCCCAUGUUUACCAAGCACUCGCCCUGCAGAGGGACAGUCCUCGGCAAAGCCUCCGUGUAUAGUCCAGGACCCAGGGCCCAUUUUCCAUUUGUAGGUCGAGGCCCUCCCAGAGCGGAGUACCCUAGCAUCCUGGUACCCAAUGGCCCUCAAGUCAAUAGCAAUAUGAACAACCCUCACCCAGCUCUGGAAGCCCGGGGCAUGCCCUGCUUCCUGAAUGGCCUGAUGGUAGGCCUCAGUGAAAGACAGGGUGCUGCAGGAUGGGGGGAUAUGAAGCUUAAGCCAACUCCCUCCUUCUCUGGAGCCCACCAGCAGAGGUCAUCCAAGUGGCCCAGGGAAAGCCUCAGCAGGAGCUGCCAGAGGAGACCCAUGGAGUCGGGCAUCUGCACUAUCGUGUGACCUCCCCCUGCUGGCCGCAGCCCUCAUCGCUGAAGCACCUGCCCAACACGCACAUGCUAGGGGGGUCCUGGGGACCAAGCCUCUUCCCAGUUGCUCAGCCCUGCAGGGGUGCGGAACACAGUGCAGCUAGUGGACUCCUGAGGAUGCUGGGCAAGGGUUUUUUGCAGGCUCAGCCCUGAGAGGUUCUGUUUGUUCUUCCUUGGGAUUUUUGGACUCAGUAGGUAAAAUAAAAAAGGAAAAUGGAUGGCAAAUUCCCUUUGUCUUUCUGGAUCCAAAUCUUAUGAUUGCUAGGGGCCUGGGAGUUCUAAAAACUGACUUCGUGGUCAAGUAGCUUUGGAGUCACUGACUGUCUCCAGACCUCCAUUUUUGCCUAUGGGAAAUGAGGAUAUAAUACUACAGAAGAGGCAUCUUACCCAACCGAUGCACCCUACUUCCUCUGUGAAACAUAGGGGAUGCUGGGCGCAGGCCUAGGCUGUAGCCUGUAGGACAGCUCCUGCCAGCAGCCACAGGAACAAUGAUGUGAUGUAACAUGUCCUAAGUACUUAGCUCAUGCCCCACCCUAUUCUAGGUGCUUCACAAGUGUAUUCUCCUCUAAUCCUCACAACAAAUAUAUGAGGUGCUAUUAUCAUCCCCUUUCACAAAUGAGGAAAAUAAGGCACAAAGCUUCAGUAGUCUGAAUUCCCAGAUCACAUAACUAGUAUGUAGAGAAGCUGGGAAUCAAAUCCAGGCAGUGAGCACUUUCUAGAAUGCUGUGCAGUUCCACUCCCCCAGCUAAGCCCUUGCUUACCCAGAGGCAGUUGUGAUUUAAUACCAAGUGUGUUUAUGCCCAUUGUGUGUGUUACUGUAAUUCAUAAUUUAAUUAAAUACUAUAUACAUUGAUGAACAGGCCAGGUGAAAUGGCUCAUCCCUGUA